AUCUCAUGCUGUUUCAUUGAAUGCCAGAGACGUACCUAUGCUAGACAGCAGACUAGCGCCGAAUUAUGAAAAAAUGGAGGUUAGUAACAAUUUAAACAUUGUAGCGUGUGACCUCUAAAAUUGUAUUACAUUGAAAUGAAAUGAAUUGGAACACGUCAUAGUAAUAUUGAGAUAAUCGUUCUUUAAAAUGUCUUAAAGAGUUAGUGGUAAGUCGAAUCAUUUAUCUCAGAACUAUCUGAGGUAUUAACUGUUGCAUAGAAUCAGUGUGAACAUGGGUAGUCAAGCGUACUUUGGCAGCGGAACCAAGCUUACUGUCUUAGAUAGCACUGUUAAAGUCACAAGUCCAAAAGUAACAAUUCUAAACGAGACGAGCUGUAAGGAGAAGGCCACUCUCGUGUGUUUGGUUAAAGACUUCUACCCAGACCACGUGAGCAUAAAAUGGACACACGGAGGCGAAGAAAUAUUAACGGAUGUAGCGACAGACCCUUAUGCCAUUCAAAAUGAUACAACGAAACUGUACAGCAUGUCCAGCAGACUUAAGGUCUAUAAAAAAGAAUUCACACCGAAAAACACAUAUAAAUGUGAAGUGACCUUCUACAAGGAAGAAAGUAAGCAUGUGGACAUACAAGCUGAAAUCACUGGAACUAGAGUUGCAGGAGGUGAAUUUGAACCAGAUAAAUUUUUAAAGUCAUCAAAGAGGCUAUCGCUGGCAUAUGGUGUGUUCAUUGCUAAGAGUGCACUGUAUGGGCUUGUUAUCUUAGUGUUCGUGUUGAGAAAGGGUUCAUCUGGAAAGUGAAUGAUCAAAAUAUAUCUGGAUUGCUGGAGUUACUAAGAAAACCAGAUUUACUCCAACCAAAAAAGAAGCUGUUUAUAUAACUGAAGAGCCUAUUACUUUCUUUUCUUUUCUUUCUUUUCUUUCUUUUCUUUUCUUUUCUUUUCUUUUCUUUUCUUUUCUUUUCUUUUCUUUUCUUAGUGUUUAUGCCAGUGAAAGCCUGCAAAUACUUAAGACAAGAUUAAUCAUAAAACAUACGUAUUCAUAUGUAAUCAUAAAA
Molecule: messenger RNA, 1052 nt
Organism: Puntigrus tetrazona (Sumatra barb)
Lineage: Eukaryota; Metazoa; Chordata; Actinopteri; Cypriniformes; Cyprinidae
Product: M1-specific T cell receptor beta chain-like
Exons: 5
Coding region: 272-796 (174 amino acids)
Source: RefSeq, a predicted model, not a curated record